Molecule: messenger RNA, 1746 nt
Organism: Entamoeba invadens IP1
Lineage: Eukaryota; Evosea; Mastigamoebida; Endamoebidae
Exons: 1
Coding region: 1-1746 (581 amino acids)
Source: RefSeq, a predicted model, not a curated record
AUGUUCAUGUUACUUUUAAUCAAUUUCUUUCUAUUUUAUAUAACAUACGCAGUUACCACAAAACAUUGUUACGCGUUUGAUAGUAAUGAUGUUUGCAUUAGAUGUACUCAAAACUACGUCCUCAUUAAAGGUGAAUGCACCAACUCACAAUCUGCUCACUGUGCUUUAAUUGACGAUCAAAGUCGAUGUCUUGAGUGUUUCCCGGGUCACAAAUUUGACUUUACGACCAACAAGUGUGUUUCUGGAGAGGACAAUUGUUCCGAGUAUUAUUUUAACGACCAAGAUGUUUUGACCUGCAAAAGCUGUGUUUCCAAUUUCACUCUUUUUGACUCAAAAACGUGUGGAAAUUGCUCUGGUCUUAACGACGGAUGUCUCAAAGGUACCACUGACUGCAAAACGUGUACCGAAUGUGCAGAUAAUUAUAAACUCGUUAAUAACAAAUGUGAAUUGUAUCAGCCAAAUUGCCAGAAAUAUGAUGUGAACACUCAACAGUGUGUUAAGUGUAUUGAUGGCUAUUUUCUUUAUGAAAGAAUUUGGAAGUGUAUUCGUGGCGAAAUAAAUAACUGCUUGGUUUAUAAAACAGAGACUGAGUGCAGUGUGUGCGAGACAAGUUAUUUUGUUAUCAACAACAAAUGUGUUAAAAAAGCUGGAUGUACUGAAGUGACAAAUACACAAUGUUCUAAAUGUGCAUUUGGAUAUUCUUUAAUCAACAGCGAGUGUCACAAAUGUGUUUCUGAUUGUUUAAAGUGCACUGAAAACGCUUGCUUGGAGUGUACUGAUAAAUACAUUUUAGAAGGAACUACAUGCAAGAAUUGCACUGAAAAGAUAUCUCAUUGUGUGACAUGUUCUCAGACGAAAUAUGAAUGUGAAGAGUGUGAAAGUGGGUAUGGGCUUGUCACUGGUCAACGAUGUAUUGCAUAUCCCGAUGCAUGUACAAGUGCUGAAGAAUUCAAUACACAACUUUCUUGUACUUCUUGUAAAGAUGGGUAUCAACUGACUUUAGAAAGUCCGAGUCUGUGUAUUAAAUGUGGUGUUAAUUGUAAAACAUGUGAAGCAUCAACUCCUUCGCAGUGCAAAACAUGUUUAGAAGGAUAUAUAUUAGUUGGUACAACAUGCACUAAAUGUGCCGAUUCAAAUUGUGGAGUUUGCACCACAACAACAACUUCAAGUUGCACUGACUGUAAAAAUGGAUAUUACAUGGACGGCACAACAUGUAAGUCUUGUGCUUACAACUGCGAUAAAUUAACAACAAAAGAUGAAUGUGAUAAAUGUGAAAGUGUGUGUAAAUUUUAUGGAGACGUUAAUGGCGUGUGCAGAGAAGAUUUGUAUUGUCUUGAAUAUGACAUUGAUCGAGAUGUGUGUUUAAAGUGCCAACAAACAUAUUACUUAGACAGCAAUUAUAAAUGCAAGAAAUGCACAGAGAAGUGCAAAGAUAGAAAUUGGUGUGUUGACAGUGACAGUUGGUGUGUUAUGACAUAUGGUGUUGAAAAUUGUCAGGUGCAAGAUAACAGAGGAAUUUGUACUGUAUGUGAUGAUAACAUGAAAGUAAAUAACAGUGGAAAGUGUGACCCUUAUUUUAGGUGUGUUGUCAGAAAUAGUUUAGGAGAAUGCACUGAAUGUUAUGCGUUUAUUGAUAAUGGAGAUUACUAUUAUACACCAGACAAAUAUGGUGUUUGCUAUUUGGGUGGUGCGAGAACGAUAUCCAUACUAUUUUGGAUGACUAUGGUAUUGCUAUAUUUCAUUUAA